GUAAAGCCGGAUUAGCACUUUUAUUUAUGAAGAUUCACGAACGAUUUAUGAUUGGGCCGAAGUCGGCGCUAACUAUUGCUGAUCAAUAUAUCGAUAGUGCUCUUUCAUUAUAUAAUUCCAAGCAUAAACCGUCGGCAACUGUUGUCGACCAUCAAUGCGGGUUCUUGUGUUCGGCCGUGGGAUUAUAUACUGUUGCCGCUCAUGUGAAGCAUCAUAAGGGUGAUCAAGAGUCGUCUCGCCGUUACAUGGACAUGCUUCAAUCGCAUUUUUCAUAUUCCUGUUUUUCACAAUACACACCAAGUGAAUUGCUUUACGGUCGUGCCGGAUUUCUCUAUGCUCAGAAGUUCCUCUCUAGCAUAUUUGGACCAUCAGUAGAGCCUUCCGAAUUAUCAUCCUUGAUCUCAUCUGUCUUUGAAACGAUCAUUGAAGACGGUGUCAGAAACGCAAAAGAUCUUCGGCACAGAGAAGUUCCGUUAUUAUGGACGUUCCACGGUAAACCAUAUCUCGGCGCGGCCCACGGAAUGGCCGGAAUCCUCACCGUCUUAUUAUACUACCCGGAAAAUUGCCGGAACGACGAGGAACGGAUUAAAGACACCGUGGAUUUUGUCUUAUUCAAUAGCCGUUCCGCGACCGGGAAUUGGUCCAUUUUGAUGAACGAUGAACGAGAUAAGGAGUUGGUCCAAUUUUGUCAUGGUGCCCCAGGAAUGUCCCUUCUGGCAUGUAAAGCUUAUCAGUAUUACAAGGAAGAAAAGUACUUAAAACUCGCGAUGGAGAUUGCCGACUACGUUUACUCCUAUGGUCCAAUUCGCAAAGGAGUUGGUCUGUGUCACGGCGUCUCUGGUAACGCAUACACAUUUCUCUCGGUGUAUAUACUUACCAAAGAUCCCAAAUACUUUCAAUGGGCGUUGGAAUUUGCUGAAGUUUGUACUCAGUGGGAGGAGAGAACCCAAAGGGGCGAAUUCCGAGUUCCCGACAGGCCGUGGUCAUUGUGGGAAGGUCUUGGUGGCGCAGCAUGGUUAAUAGCAGACUUAUUGUACUGGGAUGUUGAGGUGUUCAAAGGUUGCCCAGGUUUGACGGAUAUCUGA
Messenger RNA from Acaulospora morrowiae, 1085 nucleotides. The record is from the annotation of a GenBank genome assembly. NCBI's taxonomy places the organism in Eukaryota, Fungi, Glomeromycota, Glomeromycetes, Diversisporales, Acaulosporaceae.